Messenger RNA from Pollicipes pollicipes, 1496 nucleotides. Its product is annotated as voltage-dependent L-type calcium channel subunit beta-2. Gene Ontology annotation, cellular component: voltage-gated calcium channel complex. Gene Ontology annotation, molecular function: voltage-gated calcium channel activity; protein binding. Lineage: Eukaryota; Metazoa; Arthropoda; Thecostraca; Pollicipedomorpha; Pollicipedidae. Gene Ontology annotation, biological process: calcium ion transmembrane transport. The record is from RefSeq and is a predicted model, not a curated record.
CUGUCGUGCGAGAGGCGGCGCACUGAGCAGCAGAAGGCCGCUCCUGUCGGCCGCCCAGGAGAUUCAGAAGUCGUGAGCGAGCAGCUGACUGGCCGGCGCGAUUUGUGUGGCUGCGGCCAGUGGGUUGGUGCACUGCGCUGGUGCACUCUGGUGACUUGACGAACUCUGAAAGCCAGGCUAACGGGUCACAUCGUCGAAAACUGGUGACUUGGCGGUCUCCCACGAACUGCUAACCUUCUGGUGGCUUGACGUCACUGCAGGCAGAGCACCCAUGCUGGCCUGAUGGCCUCCUGGUGAUCUUCUAAUAGCCGUGAGCUGGUAACGUGGUGAACUUUGGUACCCUCGCUGAACUCGUGAUCCCCUGAGGAACCGUUGUUACGGUGGGCUUCUGGUGUUCCGCUCACCUGGAGAACUUUAGUGACCUCUUGGUGACCUCCUGGUGACCCCCUGGUGACCUGGUGACCAUGCAGACGGCGGCGGUGCACCGCUCGCACCUGAUCCACCCGCCGGGCGCGGGCCGACGGCGCGGACACCACAGGGGCUCGGCUGACUCCAACUACUCGCACCCGUCGUCCGACCUCUCGCUGGACGAGGAGAGGGAGAACCUGCGCCGGGAGACGGAGCGGCAGGCGCUGGCACAGCUUGAGAAGGCCAGGACAAAGCCGGUAGCGUUCGCCGUGAGGACGAAUGUCGCGUACGAUGGCGGUCUGGACGAUGACUCUCCCGUCCACGGGUCGGCCAUCUCCUUCGACGUCAAGGACUUCCUCCACAUCAAGGAGAAGUACGACAACAACUGGUGGAUCGGCCGGCUGGUCAGGGAGGGCGCCGAGGUGGGCUUCAUCCCCUCGCCGGCCAAGCUGGAGACGCUGCGGAUGCAGCAGGCGGGCAACCCUCGCCUCCACGUCAAGCCGCCCGCGGCCGGCAACAUGGGCGGUCUCAACGACGUGUUGUCAAACAGUCUGGAUGUAGACCAGAACGGCAUGGAGCCGGCCGUUGGCGAAGAUUCCGACUCGGCAGGAAAGGGCAAACCCAAUCUCACCACCCCGCCGGCCAGAGAAAAGCGAAAACCGUUUUUCAAGAAACAGGCGAGUGAAGAGAACCCGGCCCCAUACGAUGUUGUGCCUUCUAUGCGACCGCUCGUGCUCGUGGGGCCCAGUUUGAAAGGAUAUGAGGUCACCGAUAUGAUGCAGAAAGCCGUCUUCGAUUUCCUUAAAAACAAAUUUGAGGGGAGGAUAAUCAUCACCCGCGUCACUGCCGACAUAUCUAUGGCCAAGCGGAACUUGCUCAACAACCCGUCAAAGCGUGCGAUCCUAGAGCGCACCAGUCCGCGCUCGGCCUGCGUCAGUGAGGUGCUCGCCGAGAUCGAGAGGAUAUUCGAGUACGCUCGAACGCUGCAGCUUGUGGUUCUUGAUUGUGAUACUAUCAACCAUCCGUCGCAGCUAGCGAAAACUUCACUAGCUCCCAUACUGUGCUACAUCAAAAUAUCCUCGCCAAAG